ACAGACAAAACACAAUUGAAAAACACUUUUUUUCCAAAYUUAAACAAAACAAUUUUUCAUGAAUUUUUGAAAGAGAAGUACGAAUGAGGACUUUACUGAAAGCUCUUUGGAUAAUCGUGGGCGUCUUACUGGUGGAAUGCUCGGCCAAAAGGGCAACGAACAAAAACAACGAGGAAGAAACUUCACGUCAUGUUUCAAAGAAUGUAAAUACCAAGCGGCAAGACAUAUCGACRAUUCCAGGUCUAGGACUUGCAGCUGAGCUUGCCAUGAUGCCAUCCAAAAAUGCUUCAGUGACWCAUGCUGCUUUGGUGGGUAGUUACGCAGGGAGCAGUGCCGGAGCAAGCAGCGGAGCACAAGCAGGAGCAAAAGCAGGCGCAACAGCAGGAGCCGAAGCAGGAGCAAGUGCUGGGCUUGAAGCAGGGAAAAAAGCCGGURUUCAGGCAGCUGCYAGGAUUGCCCAUCAGAUUGUGGCGGAAACGAUGUCGAAAAUCAAUCUUCUAAUGGCAACUCAGGGACACAUCUUAAACGUGUGGGCCAAUACAUCUUCUAAUGCAGGGGCAGGAGGAGCUGGUCAAGGAGGUGGUAAAGGCACGGGRAAUGCUGGAGGCCAAGGCGAAGGAGAGGGUGAAGGCCAAGGAGGGUCUAGUGGGGGAACUACAUCGAGUGGAGGCGGAGGAGGUGGUGGAGGCGGAGGAGGGGGUGGUUCUAGCGGAACCUCAGGAGGACCAGGAGCUCCGGGUGGAAACGGGACUUCCGGUGUAAGUGGGUCAUCUGGAGUUAUCGUUGGACCUGGAGGUGGUGGAGGGACCAGUACGUCGUCGACUGGUGGGGGUGGAGCAAUUACAGUUACACCUGUGACAGGACUCUAUUCUGCUGCUGCGAAUUUUGCCGCCCUGCAAGCAACAAGCGUUACUGGUGCAGCACUUAAAAUAAUGGACAAGGCCUUAUACAUGAUUUUCUCAAUCAGUACACCACUGGUACAAAUAUAUUACAAAAACUACUGUCUACGCGCCAACGCAAUGGAGUUAUUUUGGAGCAGCCAUUGCCAGUACUUUAUUGCACAUGUUCCUGGACUGAACAAAGACCCYGAUACCGUGUCGUUCGAGUCGAUCUGUUWCCCUGGUGCUUACAUUGUACAGAAAGACUAUCGCUUUCUCUUGGUCAACUUAACUMUGGACAAAAACUUCUUCAAAGAAGCAACAUUUUACAUUCGUCGCCACGAAGAAUUGAGAGAAACAUUCUCAUUCGCUUCUUUCCACGAAGGAUGGUACUUGGCCAUUGGAAAUAAUGUUGGUCUAGCUUACUACGAAGCUCAAAUAGCAUACACUAACUACACGAGGGAGUUUGACUUACAGACAUCGUUUGUUUUGAAGCCAUAUCAAGGAGACAAUCCUUUGAAGAACUGUGMAGUGGAGAAAAUCGUGCCAACAACUCUUCCUACUGUUCCACCAACUGUGCCUAAACCGAGAAUAAAAUGCAUUGCUCUGAUGUUUGUCAACAAAGUUGGCGUGCCGUUCACUAUUAAAUCAAACCUCAAGCCAUCCGGUUGGGGAGUCAAUGGRCAAGUGAUGAAGAUGAACUUUACUUUCAAGCGACCAGAAUUGCACAACUUCGUCACGUUCCAUGCKCUUGACACUAAGAACACGAUGAAGAUAUUUUUGGAUAAUGACACCUCCAUCUCAGUAAUGCCUACUGAAGAUUGUAAAGUCUAUAUUCCCGUGGUAGCAACGGGUGUUCCUGUACCAACAACACCACCGACGACUGCUACAGUUCCUCCCAAACCAACCACACCACCACAGCCAAUACCAGUAAGCGAACCAGCUUUACCACCUGCACCAACUCCAGGAAUAGCUUCGGCUCCUCCACCACCUACAACAGUACCUACCACAAAGAAACCAUGCAUUCCACCWUGUACACCACCAACAACGCGGCCUCCUCCACCACCCCCAGGACCAGGAAUUCACUACCACAUUCAUUUUUUGGCGUGYACACCAACACACGGAGGGAACUCCCAAGGAGCGUGUUGUAUGUUUCCUUACACUUACAAUAACGACACGUAUAACCGCUGCAUUAGUACUAACAGCGAACAGAACUGGUGCUCCACCACUGCGAACUAUGACCUGGACAAACAAUGGGGAUAUUGUCAAGGUACAUAA
This is a messenger RNA of Exaiptasia diaphana, 2156 nucleotides long. RefSeq lists its product as uncharacterized. Gene Ontology annotation, biological process: L-arabinose metabolic process. Gene Ontology annotation, molecular function: alpha-L-arabinofuranosidase activity. The record is from RefSeq and is a predicted model, not a curated record. NCBI's taxonomy places the organism in Eukaryota, Metazoa, Cnidaria, Anthozoa, Actiniaria, Aiptasiidae.